GCCACACACUGCAGCCGGAGGAGCAGCAGAGCGGACUGUGCCACACACUGCAGCCGGAGGAGCAGCAGAGCGGACUGUGCCACACACUGCAGCCGGAGGAGCAGCAGAGCGGACUGUGCCACACACUGCAGCCGGAGGAGCAGCAGAGCGGACUGUGCCACACACUGCAGCCGGAGGAGCAGCAGAGCGGACUGUGCCACACACUGCAGCCGGAGGAGCAGCAGAGCGGACUGUGCCACACACUGCAGCCGGAGGAGCAGCAGAGCGGACUGUGCCACACACUGCAGCCGGAGGAGCAGCAGAGCGGACUGUGCCACACACUGCAGCCGGAGGAGCAGCAGAGCGGACUGUGGGUUUGAGGUUCCGAUCUCCAUCAUGAGGGGCCCCGCACUAUUUACCGCCUCCCUCCUGGGGCUCCUGGCUGUGGUCUCCUCGGCACACAAUGAGACAUCAUUUUGUAGGUCGCCGCCUCACUGGAGCGUCGCGGACGAGGAGCCCAUGGGGCGGUCAGUGGGUCAGGUGACCGUGGUCGCACUUCUACAGGCCAGCUGCAGUUUCUGCCUCGUCCAGGCUGCCAGUAUGGGUCCGCUACGCGAUAAGCUGGCCGGUCGGGGUCUCACGAACAUAAGUUACAUGAUUGUCAAUGACCAGAGCUUCCUGUCUAAGCUCAUGCUCCCGGAGCUGAGGAGGAGGGCUCCGGCGGGGAUCCCCGUGUACCAGCCGCUCCCCAACCAGGAGGACGUGUGGGAGAUCCUGGACGGAAACAAGGACGACUUCCUGAUCUAUGACAGGUGCGGCCGCCUCACCUUCCACAUCCGCCUCCCUCUCAGCUACCUCCACUUUCCCUAUGUGGAAGCCGCCAUCAUCUCCACCUAUUAUGAAGAUUUUUGUCAGAAUUGCAGCUUUUACGCAAAUGUCACUCAAAUGCAGAAUGCAACCAUUGGGAAUAUUACUACAGAUGUAAAUCCAGAUCGACGGUCAGACUCUAGGACUGCGGGCCCUGGAAAAGACAAACACAAUGGAAAUAAAGCUGAUGAGCCUCAUAAUGACCAUAGAGCCGACAAUGAGCAGAAUCAUCAACCCCAUCAACAAAAGAAGGGAGAACCUCAUCAACCAAUCGUCACUGACCGAGGACCUCAUCAACCAAUCAUCACUGACCGAGGACCUCAUCAACCAAUCGUCACUGACCGAGGACCUCAUCAACCAAUCAUCACUGACCGAGGACCUCAUCAACCAAUCGUCACUGACCGAGGACCUCAUCAACCAGUCAUCACUGACCGAGGACCUCAUCAACCAAUCGUCACUGACCGAGGACCUCAUCAACCAGUCAUCACUGACCGAGGACCUCAUCAACCAGUCAGGAGUGAGACUGACCCAUAGUGUUUGCGGAAUAAUUCUGUAAUUAGUGUGACAACCUGUCAUGAAAAUAAAUGA
Bufo gargarizans (Asiatic toad) is the source of this 1434-nucleotide messenger RNA. RefSeq names its product selenoprotein Pb-like. NCBI's taxonomy places the organism in Eukaryota, Metazoa, Chordata, Amphibia, Anura, Bufonidae. The transcript has 5 exons. Gene Ontology annotation, biological process: selenium compound metabolic process. Bases 376 to 1380 code for a protein of 334 amino acids. The record is from RefSeq and is a predicted model, not a curated record. Gene Ontology annotation, cellular component: extracellular region. Gene Ontology annotation, molecular function: selenium binding.